Messenger RNA from Sclerotinia trifoliorum, 2225 nucleotides. The record is from the annotation of a GenBank genome assembly. NCBI's taxonomy places the organism in Eukaryota, Fungi, Ascomycota, Leotiomycetes, Helotiales, Sclerotiniaceae.
UACUUGCACUAAAUUACAGGCCCCACCAACUUGAUUCCUCAUUCCUCAUGCAUAUGAUCACAACCUUCACGCACCUGGACUAUUUUCAGGCGGUAAAAUCAGCCAUAUGCCAUCGAUAAGUCUGGUUCUUACUAAAAAUGCCUUUUAGUGUUCCAUACAUCUUUAUGUUACCACGAUCAUAGUUCUAAGCGCCGACGGAGUACAACUGACGUUACGAGCAUCCCAAAAAUCAACCUAUCAUAUCACAAGGCUUCAAAGUUGCUCCGCUCAACUUUACGGAUGCAUACUAGAGUCUUCAGGUCGGUAAUAGGAGGUUUACUUACUUUUGCUUAUAGAAUAGGCAGGAUAUUACCAUGAGCGAUGCAGCUUCUUAAACCAAACCUUCCUUCUUCCCAGUUUAACGGCAGGACAAAAAUAACUUGAGCUCGAGACAAAACUUCAAAGAGUUCAUGCCACUAUUGACAUUUUCAAAGCACUCAAAUUUGACUUGGCAGCCUUCGCCCGUACAGCUCGUGGCGAGUCAAAGUCGAUCCCCUGGUAUUCUAAGGACCAAAGGAAGCGGAUGACUACUCAACCUUAACAAGAUACAGUAGAACAACACAUUAUUUUGCACAUUGGUAUGUCUUCUCUUCUCACUAAUCUACACACUAUCGACAAAACAUAUAUAGAUUGAAUGUUGAUUUUAGUGCCUAGUUCCCAAAUCCACACGAAUCUUAAAUCUUUCGAGUAAGAAAAUGGCGUCUCACAUACUUCGGAACACUCGACUAUACACCCGUCAACUGAAUGAGCAGGAGAUGGACAUACUCGCAGCUUGGCUUGAAACACUUGAUCCCGUUCAACCUGGGGAGGAAGCAGCCGAAGUCACCGUCGUGUUACACUACUCUUUAAGACGGAAUGAUAGAGUAAAUGCAGGAAGUGCAAGUGCCAAGCUCCCACAGGAGACCUCAAGUUUUGGAUCACUUGCCCAUCACUCAAAAUCACGAAUAGUUGCACAAAAUGAAUUCAACAACAACCUUGGCGCCUAUCCAAAGACGACGAGGUCUGAAGGUAACAAUUCUCCUGACUGGAAGCCGAACUCGCGACAGAUCAAAAGUUUCAGGCCCCCUCCGAUUUUGAUACCUGGCAUGUCAAACUUUUCACAGGUCAAACUGUACGAUAAUGUGGAUAGCAUUGACGAACGAAUCUCGCCAGAGAUUAUUAGAGUGCAAACUUCUGGUGAAACUCCAAUCACGGCCAUUCGUACUCACUGUCCUCCGACGGUAUUAUCGGACCAUGUAACCAAUAAUGAUUUUCAGAAUAUCCCAAUCAGUUCCAGUCCUCCAUUAAGGCAAUAUGAGAAGCAGGAUACCAGAGUGGCGAACUGGGUACGGAAUACAUCUUCAAAUUCUUCUUAUCUCGGACAUCAAUCACAAAACUCCUCCAAGAAUGUUCCUAAUGGUCCUCUAUUACCCCUCAAGCCCCAUGACUCUGCGAACGACCCAGCGAUUCUUGCAUUAAUGACCGCAGUUGUAGAAGAGAAAAGGGUUGAAGAGGCCAGGACAUCCCCACGUCUAAUUGGAAGUUCGGAACGCGCCACCUAUGCAUCAUCAUACUCAAGUACGAGCUCUCGGGAGCCAAGGUUGCCUGCUAAUGGUCGACCCAGAGGAUACCCAUAUCUCAAAAGCGACCUGCAUCGAGACACUGGUAGACUUGGGAUCUAUCAAUCCGAUAUAUCACCUGCAUACUCUCAAAAUUAAACAUGCUCGUCGAAAGUAGCGCUAUCAGACUAGUUUGCCGACCGUUAAAAUCAUUGUGGCUUCUCUUCAUUCUCGAAUCUCAUACAGGUUCACAAUUUGCACAUUCUCGUACACAGUGGCAACGUCCAGCCUUUGUACCAAAUCUUCCAAUCUGCGAAAAUUAGCUCUUUGCAACCAAAAGGAUCCCCAACAUGAUCUGUUUCGAAUCAAAGUAUCGAACUGCACACAAUCUACCAAAAAACUUCUCAUUCUCUAUAUGUUGGCAGAAGUUAUCAUCAAAGGAGAGACGGUCAUUGAGUUUCAUAUUUCAGGAUAUUUUGAUGGUGCAUUACUUGUUGUCCGAGAGUACGAAAAUAUUGUGAUACCUCCGCUUCAAUAUCAUUUUCAACUCUUUCUAUAUAUAUCUCUCUCUUUCACAGAUCAGUCUGAUUCUGUUUCUAUAGUUUUCUAUUCAAUUUCAUAUAUGCUACAUACCUACUUCGUUGAAUU